Tauraco erythrolophus (red-crested turaco) is the source of this 4244-nucleotide messenger RNA. Lineage: Eukaryota; Metazoa; Chordata; Aves; Musophagiformes; Musophagidae. The record is from RefSeq and is a predicted model, not a curated record.
AUGGCUUCAGAAGGGCAGAGAGAGGAUACAGAGCGUUCAUCUGAGCCUCCUGCAGCUCCUGCUCAGAGUGCCAGAACAUUGCAAUGGGGAGCCAUACUUGCUGCAGUGAAAGAUCAGCUCCCAUCUCUGGACUCUGAUGCCUCCACAUCGGAUUGUGAGAGCGAUGGGGAGCUUUUCAUCUUUCAGCGGGAAUGCCCGAACUUAAUUCCUGACCUGUCAGAAGAACUGAUGGAGUUUUCCCUGGAAGACUCAAACAUGCAGCAAACCCAGGAAACAGAAAGAUAUCCAUGGGAGAUCUGGAACAGAGAUCUGGAAAGCUUUGGCUUUCAGAAAAAAACAGAUGGUGCCCAAAUCAUUGCAAAAGAAGAUGUACAAAUGGUUAAAGAUGAGACUUCCAAUCUUGCCAACUAUACUGAAGAAAUUCCAAGCCAAAAGGGAGCUGUUCUUGAAGAGUCUCUUGGAGAUUCCACAGAUCACCUUGAAGAUAAAGAACUGGGCAGGAGACAGGCUGGGGAAAGAGGGAACUCUUGGCUUGAUACAGCAUUGUCUGUGGAAGAGCUGGGCAGUCACAAAGAGAGAAGAAAGCUGAUAGAGACAAAGAUGCUCUCCAAAAUAACUCUGGAGCCGUCUCCAGGCCACCCAGAGCUAGAUGUGGAGCCUCCCUCACAUGGAAUUAGCAACAGUCUAGGAAGAGUUGCUAAGGAAGAAAUCUCCUCAGAUGAUCAUCUUCAAGAACUGACUCAUUUGUCUUUGCAGAAUUUUGGGAAAUGGGAUCUAGACAAGAUUCUUGAGGAGCUGGAGCAGCAGAAAGAGACCUUCAGGAGGAGGUCUGAAAAUGAGCUCAUGGAAAAGCUAGAAGAGCUGUGUGCCAGGCAGUCCAGGACAGUGUCUCCACACUGCAGGUGGCCAUCAGCCAAGCUCUCCUCCUUUCAAGAACAGCAAGAGAAUAAGAAGGAUGUUGCCUUCCUAUCAGCUUCACGAAGUUCUCUACAGAUGGACAUCAUGAGAUUACAGUGCCUGCCAGAGCCUGUAACCGUCUACGUAGAUUUAAGAGAUCCUAAACCACAGAAGUCAGUAACGUUCCUUGAUGAGAAACAAAGUGCAAGCGACAGCUCCACUGAAGAAGAAGAGGCUGUGAUGAUUGAGGACCAAGCAGAAAGGAGAAUGAGGAAUUGCUCAGGGAAAAGCCUCCUACUGCAACAACUCCGUACAGCCCGUAAAGAAGCCUCGGAGCUUCUCCAUAAAACAUCUACCCUGGCUGAAAGACUUGAAGGCAUAGAACAGGAUCCAGAAAGUCUGGAAGAAAGAGGUUCCUCUAAAAUAAGUCAAACCCAACGUUUUAAAGAAGCGUCUUAUCUGCCAGAUAUUGACACAUUGCCUAGACCACACAGUAUGAAAAAUGAGGCGCUGCUUAUGACUGUUUGGCUGUCAAGUUGUGGCCAAGUAGCUACAGAUGAGCAUGGUGGGCAGGUGCCUGACGUGGUGCUGAGAGCAGCCAACAUCUACCAGGCCCUUGUGACGUGGCUUCUCUCUCUGGUGCCUCCUGUGAAAAUGAAAGGCAGACCCGAAGCUCCGUUUCAGGUGGUGGGGCUGCAGCAGGUCUGGCAAGAGGAUGGCUUGGCCUUACACGCUUGUCUAACGCCAGCAGAGGAGUCUGCAGCCCAGAACAGCACCGAGAUCCAGAAGAUAAAAACUAAAGAAGAUCUACAAGGAACGUCCAUUUUUUACCAGAAGAUUUCUGCAUUUCUAGCCUGUACGUGGCUUCCAGAUGUUAUCUGGUGGAGGGCAGAACUGGCCAAUCACUUCCAAACCCAGCUGUGUCCACUUCUUCCUGAAAUUCCCUCUGUCCUGCUCAGUUACGUCACUGCUGUUAAUCCUGAUCCUCAGGCAGUGGAGAAGGUGUUUGUGGUGCCAAAUGGAUUUUACUGGCAGACAGUCGAAACUGAUGAAAAAUACUUCCCUAAUAGCAGCAGCAUCGAGGCUUGCAGAGAUACAGACACUGAGGAGUGCUUACCAAAACGCACCGGACCUCCACCCAUCUACGAUAACUUGUUAACUAUGGUUGCCAUGGUAUUGCUGUUUGAAACUCUCUUCCGAAGUCCCCUGGCUACCCAUCACGUGUUGCAGCUGGUACUCAGUUCUGGUCUGGAUAUCUGUGGACUUCGCCUGCUCUAUCCUCAGCACAACGUGCUGCUCUCUAGCUCAGAAAAGCUGCCUUCUUCCUACACUUCAGAGGCUGGCACGGUGCCACCAGUGCUGGCGUUAAGCGUGAGAGGGCCUAAAGCGCGUAGCACCUUGCAGAAUGUCAUUGGACCCUCUGAGCCGCAGCUGGCCGGCGUGACGGACCGCGAUUCCAUCGAUGCCAUCCACCGCAGGAGCCAAGCGGAGCCUCUCGUCUACCUGCCGCACCCGGACAGCCGCGUGCACAGGGAGCUGUGCCUCUGGUUCGGAGGGAGGGCUGCUGGUGUCCUGGAUCUGCCUUCCCCAGGCAACAGAGCGAGCUCUCAGAGCCCUUCCUCAGCCAGGGCAGAAGCAGAUGAAGAAAAGGUCGAUCUCCAGGGCAUGGUGCUGUCUCAACCUCCAGCAAUGCUUGUCUCAACUACCAAAGGACUGAUGGUUGAACUGGCAAAGCAAGGCCUCCUUGGCAAGAGGCAGAGCGACCUGCCCGCCGCUGCCAGGCUGGAUCCCUCCGGGUACCUUCAUGUGGCUCCUUACACCGAGACCUUGCUGCAGGCACUGGGAGGAAACCUCAGUGCAGUGCCAGACCCCCGUGAUAUUCCUCUGGAUCUUUUCUGGAAUCGAACAUACGCUUCUGAUCCUGAAAUGGAGCAAGUUGUCAUGCUGACAAUGAUUGGAACGGACGCUAUGAAGAGUGCUGGAGAGCUCUUUCACCAAAUCCUUCUUCCUGGGCCCGAAGGACCCGAUUCAGGAUGUGAGCUCAUAGGUCUCAAGUGGUUGCCCCGUCUCACUCGAUGCCAGGCAAGAGAAAUAACCCCUUUUGAGGUCGGAGAUAGUCCCUGGCAAAGAAGCCUUGAUACACUAAUGUCAAACCCAGUCCUCGUGUGCGCGUUGCGGCGGAUCAACGCCUUCGAAGUUCUUGCAGAUGCACUGAAGAGGUUAACAAAACGCAGGGAGCAGCUUAGUGAAAGUGGCAGUCUUCUACAGACAGUAAUGGCCUUGACCCCAGAGGUGACAUUCAGACAAGCCAUCCUCCUCUUCACAGAGACAGAUUUUGUAACUGAUGCAGAACACCGCCCUGCCAUGAAAUACCUGCCACCACCUGGCAAGAGGUCCAGGGCUGAAGUGGGAGAGAGCCAGAGGUGCCACGCGGAGUCACUGUUUACCUACUUGCAAGCAGGAGCCCAGAUUCUUUGCACAGUGCUGCUGAUCAAACCUGGUGCCUGGAGCUGUAGCCUUGCAAGGAUCCUCCGAAAUCUAGACCUAGAGAAAUUCAGUGUGGUUGGGAUGAAACACAUAAACCUGGAAGCAGACGUUGCCUUUGGACUCCUGUCUUCUGAAGUGAAACAGGAUCCUGCUGGUUUAGAAGCUCAUUGUACCUACCUUACCUCAGGCACUGCUCUCGUGCUGUGUCUUCAGAGGCCAAAUGCUGUGAAGAAGCUGAUAGAUUUACUGGGGCCAGAGGAUCCUAAACUAGCCCAAGCACUAGAUCCACUCCUCUGGAGGGCUCAGUAUGGCAUCAGCACAGUCCAGAAUGGAUUUUACGGCUCCACAUCCUAUCAAACAGCUGUCCGGGAUAUGAAGCUGUUUUUCCCAGAAGGGCUGUGCUGCGCCCAGUGUCAGACUUUAGAGGAGGAAGAGAUCUACAACCUGAAACGUGACCCCAUAGUCAGUGUGGGAAUCAACAAGCAGCGCAAGAUCAUAAAACGUGAAGCAGGAGGGCGGCUCGAUUUCUUGGGCACUGAGCAACCAUGCGGUCUUGAUCGGCCGUUGCUUGAUAACCUCUGCCAAACCACUUGCCUCGUAUUGCCUGGGAUAAUCCUUCGGGGUUCGGAGCGCCCGCCCUAUGUCGAACUGCUUGAUCAGCUUGUUGGCAAAGAUUUCACGGUGACUGGAGUACGCCUCACGGUCCUGGACGCACCGCAAGCUCACUGCAUCUCUGAGGCACUAAGCAGAGCGAAGUGCAGUGUUGCAGCAAAGUGUUCCCUCUUAAUGGAUGGCUUGUGCCUGGUGCUAGCAGCGCAGCGAGACAACGCGGUCCUUUGCUUCGACUCCCUGCUGGACAG